AUGUCUGCAGGAACCAAGAUGGCCAUGCUCGUCGACUUGAGAACCACCGUCCAAAACAACAAGCUACCACACGGCACGUUCACACGCCUCGCGACCAAGUACGGCUGCCAUCGCUCCACCAUCACGGCAAUGUGGAAUGCUCAAACGGUCAACAACAACGACGACAACAAUGGAUCCAUCCACGCUCUCCACAACAAGCGACAAGCCGGUGUGGACGUCCAAUUUCGACAAACGAUACGCAGCACCGCGCACCACGCAUCCAUGUCUAAAUCCACGCUCCAUCGUCGCGCGCACAUGAGCUCUCGGCUGGAGUUUUGCCUGUCAAACGUAACUCAACGCGAUCCAACUCAAUCUGCGUUUGAGUUCCGCGACUUCGACGAUACCAUACACGUUGACGAGAAAUGGUUCCGUAUGGACAAGGACGCGCGGGGGUUUUACCUAACGUCGAGCGAAGAUGCUCCCGAGCGACGAACACAGAACAAGCGAUUCAUCGGCCAAGUAAUGUUUCUAGCCGCGGUUGCUCGACCUCGAUACGACAGCCAGCGAAACCAGCACUUUGACGGCAAGUUGGGCAUUUGGCCGUUCGUUACCCAAGCUCCUGCCCUGCGCUCAUCAAGAAAUCGACCAGCGAGCACCCUCGAAACCAAAUGUGUCAGUGUCUAUCGAGCUGCGUAUCGGGAGAUGCUCCUAACGAAGCUGACAACGCUCUUGCGCACGUGGCGCCUGGUGUACUUUGGCCACAAGGGGCAUUGA
Molecule: messenger RNA, 753 nt
Organism: Aphanomyces astaci
Lineage: Eukaryota; Oomycota; Saprolegniomycetes; Saprolegniales; Verrucalvaceae
Exons: 4
Coding region: 1-753 (250 amino acids)
Molecular function (GO): nucleic acid binding
Source: RefSeq, a predicted model, not a curated record